AUGUUGCAUCCACCUCGAGUACUCCGUCCCGAUCUCAGCAAAUCCCUUGUGCUCCCACUCCUGCUAGCUCACCAGUUGAGAGUGAACAUCACGAUGGUUGGAAUCCGCAACGUGCAAAUGACGAGGUUCCAGGCUAUGAGCCACGAGAUAUGCAUUACAACGACCUUCGAACUCAACUGGAAAUGCAUCAAGGAAUAUGAAACUGGGCUUCUUAGAUAUAGGUCCAAAACAAUUAGUUGUCAUUAA
Prunus armeniaca (apricot) is the source of this 246-nucleotide messenger RNA. NCBI's taxonomy places the organism in Eukaryota, Viridiplantae, Streptophyta, Magnoliopsida, Rosales, Rosaceae. The record is from the annotation of a GenBank genome assembly.